Molecule: messenger RNA, 1203 nt
Organism: Stereum hirsutum FP-91666 SS1
Lineage: Eukaryota; Fungi; Basidiomycota; Agaricomycetes; Russulales; Stereaceae
Exons: 6
Biological process (GO): ribosomal large subunit biogenesis
Cellular component (GO): nucleolus; preribosome, large subunit precursor
Molecular function (GO): protein binding
Source: RefSeq, a predicted model, not a curated record
AUGCCUCGCUUCCUAACAGGCGAUGAACUUGGCAACAUCAAAUCCAUAACAUAUCCCUCAGCCUCAACUUCUACUCCAGAGGCUACUCUUCUUCAUGAUGGCAGCGCUGGAGGAAAAUCUAGAGCCAUUCAAGCUCUUGCGGUCUCUAGCAGCAGCGGCGCCUCUUCAAGCCGAAUGGUAGCAGCGGCAUGUGCUGACGGUUCUGCGUCUGCGUACACUCUGAACGAAGAAGGUGGGCUGGACCUAGUCAAGGAAUGGAAGGAGCCCCGAUUGAGGACAGGGCAGAAAUAUGUUGGGAUCGAUGUCUCUUCUACUGGUUCCCGAGUAUACUCCUGCACAUCGAAUGGUGCUCUGCGGCUCACUUCUCUCAACUCCACCACAUCACAAACUGCUGUCUUACCUAUGCGUCUUUGCGAUUGGCGCCUCUCUCCCGAUGAGAAGACAUUCGCCUACGGUGGCGACGAAGUGGAGCUCUCAGUCUGGGACGCCGAGCGCGCAUUCACCGCGUCAACGACUCCCUCCACUCAAAAGCCGAGCGAAUCGACUCAAAAGAAACGGAAGAGGGACGACUUACUUCCAGGUGAAACCUGGCGAGCGAAGAAUGUUGCGAACGACUCCCUAAGCCUCCGUCAACCCGUCUACAACACCUGUCUCACAUACCUCAAUCUUUCAUCGUCGACCUCACAACCGGGCCAUCACAUUGCCACAGGUACCCAGUUCGGUAACGUAAGGAGAUACGAUACGCGGAGUGCUCGUCGACCUGUGGCGGAUUGGAAAGGUGUGGCGAAGAUGGGUGGGGUCAGGGCCGUGGCGAAAGGGUUCAAUGAGCAUGAGUUGUUCGUCGCAGACCAAGGUUGCAAUCUUUUCUCCCUCGACCUUCGGAACGGUAGCAUUGGCUACGGAUACAAAGGCAUCUCCGGCGCCAUAACCUCGCUUGCUCCCUCACCCACUCACCUUGCCUCAACAGCUCUUGAUCGAUACACCCGCAUCCACAGCACGUUCGCUCCUCCUGCUCAAGCCGGCCAAGCUCAAGAAAACAAAGGCCAAGUUUUGGAGAGCGUGUAUGUAAAGAGUAUCCCGACGGUUGUUGUGUGGGAUCAAGAUACGGAUGCGGAUGAAGAGGACGAGGUGAAGAACAAGGGUGCAGAUGGCGAGGACGAUGAGGAUCUUUGGGAAGGGAUGGAGGAUGUCGAGGAUGAAGAU